CUUACUUACGAUACAGAAGAAGAUAUUUUUGUCCUUUAAAACCGACAGUGCUUCCAAGUAAUAUUGCAGUAUGAGCAUUCGAGUUCAAAAAUCAACAUUGAUAUUUUGUGCAGUUCUCAUAUGGAUAGUGAACAAAAACGACGCCAAUGUAAGGCAUGAUAUAGCAGAAGAAACUCAGCAUGCUAUCUGCAAUAUUUCCACCAAAGAUGUUCAAACUUCUGCUAAUGCUUCCGUAACUAGGCAACUAAGAGGAGUGUGCACUUCAAAACAAAUGGAUCUACGUUUCAAGGAACUUGAAUCAAAGGUGAUCAGAGAAAUUAAGAUGAUUCAAAGAAUGUUGAGACGAAUACAUGGCUUAAAUAUUAUUGAUACUGAUUAUAUUGAACCAGAUGAUCCAGAUAUUAAUAGCUACUCAACUAGAGCCUGGGAAGAAAGACAAGAAAGUGAUGAUAUUGAAGAAAUAAAGCCUCAUUUCUCAUUGUACAAAACUACCAGUAUGAAUAAUGUAAACGAAGGAAAUGAAGAACCAAUUUUCAUUCUAAACCAACAGCCAAAUGAAAGUGAAAGCUUGAUUGAGUCGAAUUCAGUACAGGAGCCUUUCACAGAUGCAAAUAGAUUAGAACUUCUCAACUGUACUUCACAAAAAGAAGAUAAUAAUAAUAUUUAUUAUUACUUUUGGAAAGUCGAAAAUUUCAACAGACUAAUGAAAAAAACAGACAUAUAUGUGACGAGCCAAUCUUUUAUAGUUCUAGGUCAUGAUCUUAAGAUUCAACUAUUUCCAAAUCAACCCCAGAAGAACUACCUUACAAUUAAAUUGAGAGCUAGCAGUAGUUUUGUGAAAAAACACAAAUUUUCAAUAUUAAAAAGGACCCACAAUGGCAGAAAUAUAAACAGUCCUUUUUUAGGUGCGAAUCCAAAAGCUAGAGACAAAUUUUCUGUAACAUUAAGAUCUAUAAGAAAUUCUGAAUGUCUGAAAGAGGACAACAUUAUUAUUGAAUUGAACAUUUUUCUGUGAAAGUGCUCAUCACUAGACAUUGAAUUGAUGAACUAAUUAUUAGUGAAAUAAUAUAAUUUCAAAUGUAAAUAAAAACGUAAUAAAUUAUUUUAGUAUUAAAAUAUUCUUAGCACAAACUUCCUUAAAUAAAGAAAUUCAUACUCAUAUUUUCAAUAGGUACUACUGGUUUUACUUAGGGAAAAUAUGAACUGAGUGAGAGUCAACAGAAUUCAAACAACAAAUUUAAAACAUAAAAUAAUUUAAUAAAAUCAAAAACAAUAACUUAUCAUUAUUAAAUGGACAUAUUUUUCUUACAAAAUAUUAUGGAAUUUCACUGAUGUUACACAGCUUACAUACAACAAUGGUAGAUUUAAAUUAAACAAGCUUAUUAAAAGAACAUCUGAUAUGCACCAACUACAAUAUUUUUGUGAAAAAUUGUUGCCACAUAAAUUCUGCUGAAUAAUGCAUAAUGAAUAAAGCAAAGCAUAUCACAAAAUAGAGUUGAUCAUUGUAAAUAUAAAAGGCGUUUUUACAACAUUCAAAAGUAUAUUAAUUGAUACCAGCCUUCCUUUCCUGUUCUGUAAAGAGCAUUCCUCAAUUUUAACACCUAAAAUUCUGGCAUGCUCUUAUUUAAUCAAUAUUUCAUAACCGGUGCAUAUCGUGAAGAGAAUACUUGCUCAAUUCAUAGAAAUAUUCUCCAAUCUAAUAUUUUCAACAAACACUCAAUAUUGGUCAGUUAUUAGAUGAAAAAUGUUCAACCACUAAUAAAAAAUUCAAAAGACCUUCCAUGGAACUUCUAGAAAGGAAAAGAGAACACUUAACCUCUCCGCUCAUAUAAUUCCAAAGACAGUGAACCGACUGCUUAAUCCAAAAUCAUAUAUUCACAUUACUUCAAGCUCUUAGAUAUAAUUCAUAUAAACAUGCCAUUAUAUAAGUUGAGAAGAGAAAGAGGCAAAAAAAAAAGAAAGCCAAUUCCAAUCAAUAUUUGACAUGGAUCCACUUUUCAAGUA
Molecule: messenger RNA, 2004 nt
Organism: Harmonia axyridis
Lineage: Eukaryota; Metazoa; Arthropoda; Insecta; Coleoptera; Coccinellidae
Exons: 4
Coding region: 71-1015 (314 amino acids)
Molecular function (GO): protein binding
Source: RefSeq, a predicted model, not a curated record